GCUGCCUUUGCCUCAGCGAGUCCUUGUCUUGUCGUCUCCCUUCUUCAGGUGACUUUGGUCGCAGAGUCUGCUGCCUGCCGCCGCCGGCGAAGUUUAGUUGCAGCCCUUAAAGCGCCCCAGCGUCCCCCCGGAGCGGCAGCGGCGAGUCCAUGGAGAAGGGCCCGGUGCGGGCGCCGGCGGAGAAGCCGCGGGGCUCCAGGUGCAGCAAUGGGUUUCCUGAACGCGAGUCGCCGCGGCCCGGGCCCAGCCGGCCAGCGGAGAAGACCCCGGGACCCGAGGCUAAGAGCGCCCAGCCCGCGGACGGCUGGAAGGGCGAGCGGCCCCGCAGCGAGGAGGACAACGAGCUGAACCUCCCCAACCUGGCGGCCGCCUACUCGUCCAUUCUGCGCUCGCUGGGCGAGGACCCCGAGCGGCAGGGGCUGGUCAAGACGCCCUGGAGGGCGGCCACGGCCAUGCAGUUCUUCACCAAGGGCUACCAGGAGACCAUCUCAGAUGUCCUAAACGAUGCUAUAUUUGAUGAAGAUCAUGAUGAGAUGGUCAUCGUGAAGGACAUAGACAUGUUUUCCAUGUGCGAACAUCAUCUAGUUCCAUUUGUUGGAAAGGUUCAUAUUGGCUAUCUUCCUAACAAGCAAGUCCUUGGCCUCAGUAAGCUUGCGAGGAUUGUAGAAAUCUAUAGUAGAAGAUUACAAGUUCAGGAGCGCCUUACGAAACAAAUAGCCGUGGCCAUCACAGAAGCCUUGCAACCUGCUGGAGUUGGGGUGGUGGUUGAAGCAACACACAUGUGUAUGGUAAUGCGAGGGGUACAGAAAAUGAACAGCAAAACCGUGACCAGCACGAUGCUGGGCGUGUUCCGGGAAGACCCAAAGACUCGGGAAGAGUUUCUAACUCUCAUUAGGAGCUGAACUGCAGCGUGGGCCAUGUGCUUUGCAGAUCCAACUGCUAGUGGCAUUGUUUGUCUGGUCUUAAUUGUUUGUACAUUCCAUUUUUAGUUGUUACAGAUGUGAACUUUAUUCCUUGUCACUAAUUGUGUUUAAGAAUUAUUUAUAGCAAGUCAAAUAAAAAUAAUUUAUAAAGGGGUGAGCCCUCUACUUUAUUCUUGCCAGUUUUAGUGUUGACGUUAAAGUGAACUGCAAUAGCGUAAGUUCUGUGCACAAAACCACUGCCAUUCCGAUAACCUGAGGGUGCUGGGAAAGGAGAAGAAUUAAUGUAUUUGAUUGCAAUAGUGUGGUAAUUUGACACUUAGGCAUAGGAGUGUUGGGAAUGGGCGAGAGCUCUAGCCGUUACACUGUUUUGUCCUUUCCAAACAAAAAAGUGCUGAAAAUAAUUUAUGUACAGUGUGCAACAUUGCUCUGUGAAUCAAGUCCAACCGGCUCUACUGUAAUCAUGUUUACUAAACCACCAGUGAUGAUUUUUUAAAACAUAUAUUUAUUUUUUAAAUACCAAGUUGUAAUGUUAGUCACCAAUGGAAAGUGGUGGAAUAGCCGUACUUUGGGUUUUACCGUGAGUUAAAAAGGCACAUUUCUACCUUUUAUUCUUUCUUAGCUCAUGUACAGGAAAUUAGUUCCUGGAGUUGUUUAUGGUGUAUUCUCAUGUCAACAUACAGGGAUUUAGACAUUUAACUCUCUGUGCCUUGAUGGGAACAUCACACCAUUCAGAGUGUAGGUACUUUUGCCUUUCUUUGAAAGCCAUUAGUUUAUAAGACUUAGUACUGACAUUGCAAAUAACUAGUCCUCACAGUUUUACCUUCAGAAUUUCCUUGGGUGUUUACUUUGCGUGUUCCAUGUAGAUGCCUCAGAACAUUUUUUAAAAUCUUGUCACAUAUUUUUCUAAAUAUUUCCAGAAAUUUUUAAGGGUGUCCAUCAUUUUGGGGUCUGCCGAACCAUAGCUUCCAUGAACAUGAGAGAAUAUAGAAUGAACUAAUUGUAGACUGCAUUUUGAGAGUUGUCUACUGUUCUAUGAAAGCUGUAUUGUUGGUGUUUGUGAAAAUGUACCAGGAAACCUAUGGUACUGGUUUUCCAUGUGGUCCCUGUGGGUUUAGUCUUCAGUGUAACUCUGUACAGGUGAUAUAGGUAUUUUAGUCUAGGAAGCUGUUGCCUUAUUACUGAUUAUCAUAAAAUUUCCUUCACUGGGGCAGUGUGGGCCAAAUUAAAACAAAACAAAACAGCUCUUGCAAAAGUACAAAUACAGUAAUUCCACAGGGAAGUCUCUUAUUUGGUCAACAUAGUACUCUUCAGAUUUAUCCCAUUACCUUAAGAAGAAUUGAUUUAACUUUGGAAGUUCUGUUAAGUCUUACCUUUGCCACUUUGAUGUCAUUUGGCUUAUGAUGGGGCAAGAUGGCAGAGGUGUCUUUGUUUUUGGUUUUUAAUUCUUCCCUACUUCUAAUAUUUUCUAGCCUUUUCUAUAUUUGGAAUUUGUAGAGUAUUGGUUGAUUCUGAGUUCUUCUUUAAAUUGAACAUGGUAUAAAUGUUAUCCUGCAUAAUAUUUAAACAUAUAAGUAAAAACAGAUGUGACUUAGAGGACCAAAGAAAUUGUUAGCUAUAAAUUUAUCUUUCUGAGAUCAUUUAUAUUCCUUUUUAAUGACUCUUUUGUUCUGACAUUUCCUAGAAGUCUUCUCAUAAAGAUCUAAUGUAUUUGCAGUCUGUUCUCUUAUUGGUUGCAAAGUAAUUACCUUAUUUAUUUUACUGUGGUCUGUAGUACUUCAAAAUUACCUUUUCAUAUUCAUGACCUUGAGUCAUUUUUUUGAGAUUUUUAGAAAUUUAAUGUAUUUAAAUACACUGUUCGAUUAAAUUGUUUGAAUUUUAUGUAUGUGUAUGUAUGUUCCUGAAGUUGGUUCUGUUUAAAUUAUUAAAGUGCUGUCACUUUGUUCUUGUGAAAGUCGUUUCUUUUUGAGCCACCAGUAUACAUAUCUCAAUUAACCUGGUUAUUUUAACUUUAUUCUGUUUUUGCAAAGAUACCAAUCAUAAGGGCUCCUCACAGCCAUCAAGCUAUUAGAAUAUGCAUCCCAGUGUCCAUGCAGAUCAGUCUCGGGCUCUGACAGUUUCUCUGGCUUGGUCUGGGUGUUACUCUCCUCACCUUCUGGUCAGUAGCGGGAAGGGAAGAUCUGGAAGAGUGAGGAAGCUGAGUGGCCCUUGGAUCCUUGCUUGUCCAAGGCCUGUUAUAGUACCUGCAGCCUCCUGGAAAGUGGUACUGCUGUGGCAACUGUUGGGGAAGGAGGAGUGCGCCAGGGCAGGGAGCCGGGCAGUGCAGGCAGAGGAUGAGGCUUUCCUUCUCCCACUAGGGAAGAGAGAGGCACAGCAAAACUUCCAAGUAGGUGCAGUAGGUUUUGCUGCCUCUUUUCUGUCUUGUGUCAGUGACCUUGUCCUUCUCUCUGCUGGGCGGUCAUCUCCUCUCUUCCCUGCUGCAUUGAGGCAGAGGCCCUUGCUGGUUGUCAGUGUGUCCAUGUGUUAGUCCACUGUAGUGGCCUGCUGCUCCCUGGAGGACCCUGUGGAUUAUUGGGUAGUAAAUCCAAUCACCCAAACUAGGAAUGCUUGCCAGCAUAAGACAUCCCUAAAACCACUAUUCACAGGUUUCAAUAAGACAAUGAGCUGCUCAGCUAAACUCACGUUGCUGCUGCUGGGCUUUUUAAUUGAUAUAGAUUGGCCAAGUUCUUUGUUUUGUCACUUAGUGGAAGAGCAGUUGCAGACACUAAAGGUUGUAAAGAAGGCUUUCCACCAACACAAAACACCUGAUUCACCAUGGUGGGCUUGGGCCUUCCUGCUGCUGUUGAGCAGAAGAGGAAGUCCCAGUAGACGAGUUCAGCUUCCUCACUCUCACCACAGAUCUCCCCUUCCCAUCACUGAGGGGGCUGAGGAGAGUAAGACCCAAAGAGAAAUACCUGACAGUCCCAACCCUCCCUGAGGCAGCACUUGCUUUAUUUUCAUUUUCAUUUUAGUUUUUAUUAUGGGAAAAAUAAUGCAUGUACAACAGUCGAGAGACUAGCAUAAUGAACCCUCACAAUUCUUCACCCAGCUUCAACAAUUCCAAACUCAUGGCCAUCUUGUUUCCUCUCUCCCAUCUCCACUGGCUUAUUUCAAAGUAAAUCCCAGACAGCAUUUUACCCAAAAAUAUUCCAGACGAUGUGAAAGAAGGGAAUGCAUGUAAAAAAAUAACUAAAUGCCAUUAUCACACAAAAAAUAACUCUAUGAUAUCCAAUAUCAAGUCAGCAUUUAAUUUCCCCUUUUUGUCUCAUAAUUUUUUUUUUCUUUUUUUUUUUUACAGUUUAUUUGAAUCAAGGUGCAAUGAUCUGUUCUUAAAUCUCUUUAAAGUUACAGAAUCAACUCGCUCACUCAUAUUUUCCUUACACUUUAUUUGGACAUUUGCUUUUGGAGAAGUCCUGUGUUUACUGCAAGAAAUGUCCAAUUGCUGGCAUGUCUGUGGCUCCCCAGAUGAGUGAAACUUCAGCUAAGCAGAUGAGAGAAGGGUUGUUCUCCGCCUCAGCACUUCUCUGCAUCCUUAAACUCCCACCCAGGCCUGUCUGGUACCUGCCCUGGCCUUCAUCUUGGACACAGCUCUCUUCUGUCUUUCAUAACUCAGAGCCAGCCUCCCAGGAACUGAAAAGAGUUCAUUCCUUUUUCCUGGGUCUGUCCUUUCUGGACAGGCUUCAGUUUUAAAACAUUUACCACAUGGCUUACUUGACUUCAGCCUGGUAGACUCCUUAGCUGCCAAGAUUUUGGUUAAGGUGGAGGAGUUAUUACAGGACUGGAAACAGUGAAUCUGACAAAAACUUGACAUCACUCUGAGGGCCAGUCCCUGGGCAAUUCCAAGGUUUGAGUUGGAUGCAGGAGUACUUGGGUUUUCCCCACCCCCUGGCUUCUUCCACUACAUUUCCAGGACCCUCUGAAUAAGAAUACCAGACUCUGGCCCAUCUGGAAUGGCGAAGGGAAGUGACACACCAGUCCUGUUUUUAAGCAGCUUCUUUUAUUCCCUCCCUUAUGGUGUAGCUGGAAACCCUGGUGGUGCAGUGGUUAACAGCUACAGCUGCUAAUGAAAAAGGUCAGCACUUCGAAUCCACCAGGCGCUCCUUUGAAACCCUAGGGGGCAGUUCUACUCUGUCUCAUAGGAUUGCUAUGAGUCGGAAUCAACAGCAACGGGUUUGGUUGGUUGGUUGUUUUUUUUAUUGGUGUAGCUAUGACUUGUUUACAAGUCCUGUUGGGAUAAUAUCUAUCACAGGCAUGACACAGCCCUAAUGCGUCUAUUCACUUUUCCUCUGAUUUGACAGUUGACAUGGUUUGACUGUCGGUGAGCACUGUGAGCCUGUGUUAAGGGAAUCCUCUGAAGAAAUGCCUGGCUCGUGGGAAGCCUUCCUGAGGCUGCCGCACUUAAAGCUGAUUUUCUCCUGAUUUUAGGAUAUGGGUUUCUUCUCUCUCCUUUUCCUGGCUCCUUUCACAUUUGAAAAUGCACUGAACAAAUAGACUACCUGAAAUUUUUUUUUCAGAUUUGUCUUUGUGUGGCAUUUCACAGUAUACAUCUCUGAAUACUAAUCUUUACAGGCAUAUUCUGUCUUGACUAGUAACUUUCUUUAUGGAGAUUUUUCUUUUUGCAGGGCCAUUUUGUUCUAAGAUUUAGGGAUAAAUUGAAUAGAAAAUUAAAAAGCUAGUAAAUAAAUGUAGCCCUGAUGGCGAGGUGGUUAAGAGCUCAGGCUGCUAACCAAAAGGUUGGCAGUUCCAGUCCACCAGCUGCUCCUUGGAAAAACCUAUGGGGCAGUUCUACUCUGCCCUAUAGGGUCGCUGUGAGUUGGAAUUGACUUGACGGCACACCACAACAACAGUGAAUAAAUAUCAAUUUAAAACCAUUCUGACGGGCAGAGACCACAGGAUUAUCUUAUCUUGGUCAUUUGGAAAGUGCCUUUAAUCAAGGACCACUCAUCUCAGAGCAAAAUUUCUCACUUAGAGUCUCAUUUCUUCCUAUUCCUGAAAGUCAAUUCACCUGUGAGUAGGGAGCAGGUGAACUUAAAAACCUUAUCCAAAUCUUAUCUGACUGUCUAUGCACGAGGAGAGUGACUUCUUAUGUCAAUGCUUGAACAUUUUGUUAACAGAACUUCCAUAUAAAUUUGUUAUUAUUGUUAGAUGCUGUCAAGUCGGCUCUGACUCAUAGUGACUCCAUGUAUAACAGGAUGACACGUUGCCUGUUGCUGUGCCAUCCUCACAAUAG
Trichechus manatus latirostris (Florida manatee) is the source of this 6189-nucleotide messenger RNA. RefSeq names its product GTP cyclohydrolase 1 (gene GCH1). The record is from RefSeq and is a predicted model, not a curated record. The transcript is spliced from 6 exons. Lineage: Eukaryota; Metazoa; Chordata; Mammalia; Sirenia; Trichechidae. Gene Ontology annotation, molecular function: GTP cyclohydrolase I activity; GTP binding; zinc ion binding. Gene Ontology annotation, cellular component: cytoplasm. The coding region runs from base 150 to 902 and encodes 250 amino acids. Gene Ontology annotation, biological process: tetrahydrobiopterin biosynthetic process; tetrahydrofolate biosynthetic process.